AUGGGAGAUUGGUAUGAUAAACUUUCACAAUCUUUUAGGGAUACUGCAAAGGAAGUAUUGGCAAAGACAGAUAUUGAUCCAAAUGUUAGGUGCUUCCCAAAAAGACAGAUGAAGCGCAUCACCAACAACUACAGCACUACCCUGGGAAGAGGAGGGUUUUCUGUGGUGUACAAGGGUAGGCUCGACGAUGGUCGUUCAGUGGCAGUGAAACAAUAUAAUUGGAGAACACAGAAGGAGUUCACAAAAGAGGUGAUCAUACAGUCUCAGUGUAGCCAUAAGAACAUUGUUAGGCUAUUGGGCUGUUGUGUAGAGGCCGCUGCUCCGAUAUUGGUCACCGAGUUUGUCCCCAACGGAAACCUUUCUGACCUUCUACACGGCAACAGUGGACUGCUUCCUGUCACAUUAGAGACACGCUUACAGAUUGCGCUGGAUGUAGCAGAAGCACUUGUAUAUAUGCAUUGCUCCCAAAGUUAUCCAAUCCUUCAUGGAGAUGUCAAACCGUCAAACAUUCUUCUGGGUGACAAGGGUGUAGCGAAACUGUGUGACUUUGGAAUAUCAAGGCUGCUCUCUAUGGAUAGUGAUGAAUACACAGGAUUUGUUAUCGGAAGUAAAGGUUAUGUGGAUCCUGUUUUCUGCCAGACUGGGCGAUUAAGCCAAAAAUGCGAUGUCUACAGCUUUUGGGUGGUUCUUUUAGAACUCUUCACCAGAAAGAAAGGAAUUGAUGACAUGAAAGUGUGUCUUGCAGAAAUUUUUGCUUGUUCCAGUAGGAAAGGUGAUGAACAUAAACUAUUUGACAUGGACAUCGUAACCAAUGAGAAUAUGGAGUUUCUUCAAGGAAUUGGCAGGGUCGCACUCGAAUGUAUAAAGUUUGAAGUAGAGGAACGGCCAGAGAUGAGGCUAGUUUUAGAGCAGCUUUUGAGUCUCAAAAGAUCCCGAGAUAAGAGCAUUCAUGAGAUGCUGGUUGUACGUAAAGAGAUUGAGGUAUUUUUGAGAGGAUGUGGUUUUGGAAGAUUUAUAUUGAGUAAAGAGAGUGUGGAUGACUUGAUAUGCAACUUGAAAAUUGUUCUGAAGGAAUGUGCGUCAGGCAAGGCUUACAUAGGGAAAUCUCGCGGCACACCACUGAUGGCGAUAAAGAUGUCAACUGCAGUUACAGAGAAAUGGAAAGACAUGCUUGGGAAUGAAAUAGCUGUCCAAUCUAGAAUUAAGCACAUGAAUGUUGCCAAGCUUAUCGGUUACUGCUUAGAUCAUUCGGAUGGUACAGUGCUUAUAUACGAGUACGGUGCAAUUAGCUUGUAUGAUGUUCUUUUUGGUGAUGCGGGGAAGAUAUAUCGUCCCUUCACUUGUGACCUGCGCCUGAAGAUUGCGAUUGGUGCUGCAGAGGGCAUUGCUCACCUGCAUUCACUUGGCGUCGUGCAUGGCGAUGUCAGCAUUAACGACAUACUGCUGGAUCAUGUCUCUUCGUCCCUGGUAAAGAUUGCUGGCUAUGGGACAUCAGGGCUCCCUGACAUCGACAAGGCUCUGGAUUCGCUUGAAACCGGUCAUGGGAAGAAGGAGCAUGAUGUGUACAGUUUUGGGCUUGUUCUCCUAACCCUCUUCACGUGGAAGAAGGUGUCACUGCCACAUGAUCUCAAGUCCGAGCCUGACAAACCUGUGCUACUGCACCAGGAAGCCAUCCGUGGGCGUAGAUGCAAUCAUCUUGAGAUGAUCAAGGGCUUGGCUUCACGGUGUCUGACGUCCGAGGCGACGAAGAGACCAUCCAUGGUGGAAGUAGCAAAACAUCUCAACUUCAUACUUAUUUUUCCUGAAAGGAGGAAAACUUGCCAUGACCUGGCGAUUUAUCAAUCUCGAAUGCUUUCGGACUAG
Oryza sativa Japonica Group (Japanese rice) is the source of this 1863-nucleotide messenger RNA. RefSeq lists its product as uncharacterized. Gene Ontology annotation, cellular component: plasma membrane. The record is from RefSeq and is a predicted model, not a curated record. Gene Ontology annotation, biological process: cell surface receptor signaling pathway; protein phosphorylation. Gene Ontology annotation, molecular function: ATP binding; protein serine/threonine kinase activity. NCBI's taxonomy places the organism in Eukaryota, Viridiplantae, Streptophyta, Magnoliopsida, Poales, Poaceae.